Carcharodon carcharias (great white shark) is the source of this 2364-nucleotide messenger RNA. It is a transcript of the gene kcnab1a, whose product is annotated as potassium voltage-gated channel subfamily A regulatory beta subunit 1a. The transcript is spliced from 14 exons. The record is from RefSeq and is a predicted model, not a curated record. Gene Ontology annotation, cellular component: cytoplasm; extrinsic component of cytoplasmic side of plasma membrane; juxtaparanode region of axon. Bases 374 to 1573 code for a protein of 399 amino acids. NCBI's taxonomy places the organism in Eukaryota, Metazoa, Chordata, Chondrichthyes, Lamniformes, Lamnidae. Gene Ontology annotation, biological process: transmembrane transport; potassium ion transport; negative regulation of delayed rectifier potassium channel activity. Gene Ontology annotation, molecular function: voltage-gated potassium channel activity; transmembrane transporter binding; potassium channel regulator activity.
CAGAGCGUUGGGAAAUUCAGGCUGCAUAACAUUCAAGUGCUGAGUUCUUUCUUCACCAAAGAGCUAAAUGACUGCAGAUUUGGCGGAAGGGGGAAAGUGUAAAGUGGGGGGAAAGCUUAAUGCUGUGUGAAAAGAUUUCAAUAUUUUUUAUGGGCACAGUUCGGUGUCCUGCAUCAAUCUUAGCUGCGUUGACUGGCACUUAUCUGGACUGAGUAUAGCACUCAAGUAGCUGUGAUGCGAUGCUUUGCUAAUUACAGCCUCUCUGGAUUAAACCAACAUCUCUCUGCUGCCCCGCAAGUGUUAUACUAGUGCAAAGCAGCUGGUUUGCUGACUUGAGGUUAGUAUUUUGAUACAGCAGCACUAACAAACAAAAAUGCAAGUCUCAAUUGCUUGCACCGAUCAUAAUUUGAAGGCACGGAGUAAUGAGGACAGGCACAAGCAAAACCCCAGCAGCCCAAAAUUAGGGAAUGGGGCCCGUGCAAAAUUUCGGACGGUUGCUAUCAUUGCCCGGAGUCUGGGACACUUCAUACCUCAGCACCACAUCUCUCUGAAGGAGUCAACAGCAAAACAGACAGGGAUGAAAUAUAGGAACCUGGGAAAAUCAGGACUUCGAGUAUCUUGCUUAGGACUUGGAACCUGGGUGACAUUUGGAGGUCAGAUUUCCGAUGAGGUGGCCGAGCAGCUAAUGACAAUUGCCUAUGAACAUGGAAUAAAUCUGUUUGAUACGGCAGAAGUGUACGCAGCUGGCAAGGCAGAGGUCUUACUUGGAAACAUCAUCAAAAAAAAGGGCUGGAGACGAUCAAGCCUGGUGAUAACAACUAAGUUGUACUGGGGAGGAAAGGCUGAGACUGAAAGAGGCCUUUCUCGAAAACAUAUUAUUGAAGGUUUAAAGGCCUCUCUGCAGAGAAUGCAGCUUGAGUACGUCGAUGUUGUGUUUGCAAAUCGACCAGACACCAAUACUCCAAUGGAAGAGAUCGUCCGGGCAAUGACAUAUGUGAUAAACCAAGGAAUGGCUAUGUACUGGGGAACAUCCCGUUGGAGCGCCAUGGAGAUUAUGGAGGCCUACUCAGUAGCAAGACAGUUUAAUUUGAUCCCCCCAGUUUGUGAGCAGGCGGAAUAUCAUAUCUUUCAGAGAGAGAAGAUUGAGGUCCAACUCCCUGAGCUUUAUCACAAAAUUGGAGUUGGGGCAAUGACCUGGUCUCCCCUUGCCUGUGGAAUCAUCAGUGGAAAGUAUGAUAUUGGAGUACCUGACAGUUCAAGGGCCUCAUUAAAGUGUUACCAGUGGUUGAAGGACAAAAUUAUCAGCGAAGAAGGGAGGAGACAGCAGGCAAAACUGAAGGAUCUCACUCCAAUUGUGGAGCGACUGAGCUGCACGCUACCGCAGUUAGCAAUAGCUUGGUGUCUGCGCAAUGAAGGUGUAAGUUCAGUUCUCCUGGGAGCCUCCAAUGCAGAACAGCUUACAGAAAACCUAGGCGCCAUACAGGUUCUCUCAAAGUUGACAACACAGACUGUGAAUGAGAUCGACAACAUACUUGGCAACAAACCAUUAAGCAAGAAGGACUACAGAUCCUAAUUUAAAGAUGCAUGAUAAUGACCGGGACUGCAUGAUGAAAGAAGCACUCUUUACUUGCUGGACCACCGUCUGGCUCUGAAUCUAAAGCUGUUUCCUGCUGACUUCCCACAGGUGCAUGCCCAUGCAAUGAGAGAUGUACCCUUAUACAGAAGCACAUUUACAAUCUCCCAGGUUAAAGUGGUUCCUGGAGUUUUCUACUCACCCAAACUGAGCUGUACAUUUAUCUCUUUGCUUAAAAUGUAAAAACAACAAGUAAGUUAAUAGCUUGUGUACCUUUGGAAUCUUAAUUCCAGUAUCAAGUUUAAGCAAUUUUUCCCUCUCAAUAGAACCUUAUCCACUGAAUGUUAGAUCACAGGCAUGUAUGUGUAAUGGCUUGCUUUAUGCUGGAACUUGCUGAUUUUUUUAGGACAUGAGUCUAAAUGUGUUUACAUCAGUAAACUGAAACCCAAAGAUGCAUUUGGGAUAUUUUAUUUUAGGUUGUAAAAUAUCCUGACGAAAAAUACUCAUUUUAACCUGAUCCGGGCUAAAUAAGUAUAUUUAUAUAAGUCACUUAUGACAGUCAGUGUGCAAUGGUAAAAGCUUAAACUGCAAUGUAAAUGUAUUACCAACAUGUGUUAAACCACAUGGCUUUCAUUGACACACACAAAUGCUUGCUGCCUUUUUCAGAAAGCAACAGUUGCUGUAUGAGUGGUUUAUAAACAUAAACUCCUUCUGCUCCCGAAAUGUUCAAUUGUAAUGGUUUCAUUGGUUUGGAGAUGGGAGAGAGUAUAGGAAUAAAGGGAAUGUACUCU